This is a messenger RNA of Fukomys damarensis (Damara mole-rat), 801 nucleotides long. Its product is annotated as carbonyl reductase [NADPH] 1-like. Lineage: Eukaryota; Metazoa; Chordata; Mammalia; Rodentia; Bathyergidae. The record is from RefSeq and is a predicted model, not a curated record. Gene Ontology annotation, molecular function: carbonyl reductase (NADPH) activity.
UGUCUUUCUCACCUAAAAGAGAGAGAUCCCACGCCCCAUCAUAUUCAAGCAGGAGUGACAAUGAAAACAAACUUUUUUGGUACCCUGAAUGUCAACAUGGGGCUGUUUACUCUUAAUAAGACCCAUGGUAAGUCUGGUGCUGACCUGUCCGCACCCACCGGGAUCUCAUCUCCAGGCCCUGCUUCCUGUCCCUCUGCAGCUGCCACUGCACCAGCCUCCUUGCUCUGUUUCCACCCUGCAGGAGUGGUCUGCUGCUUUCUCCUCACUUCUUUGACUAUGGUGCUCUCUGUCCCCCUGCGCUUUGCAUCUGCCUCUUCCUGCUCCUUCAAGUCUUGGGUCAAAGGUUUCCUCAAGGUGCAACAGAAGUUCCAAAGUGAGACCAUCACCGAGGAGGAGCUGGUGGGGCUCAUGAACAAGUUCGUGGAAGACACAAAGAACAAAGUGCAUGAGAAGGAAGGCUGGCCCAACAGUGCGUAUGGGGUGACCAAGAUCGGUGUCACAGUCCUGUCCAGAAUCCACGCCAGGAAACUAAAUGAGGAGAGGAGAGGGGACAGGAUCCUGCUGAACGCCUGUUGCCCAGGGUGGGUGAGAACUGACAUGGCGGGGCCCUCAGCGACCAAAAGCCCAGAAGAGGGAGCAGAGACCCCCACCCCACCCACCCUGCUGGUGCUUGGCUCAGAAUCUGGGGGGCCUCAAGUACAGUUUAUCUCGGAGAAAAAACCCGAACAAUGGUAAACUCAACUCACCUCCAUCUGUGGUCCCAUUUUGUACCAUGGCCUGAUAUAACCCAAUUAAAGUGUC